Messenger RNA from Microthlaspi erraticum, 1707 nucleotides. Lineage: Eukaryota; Viridiplantae; Streptophyta; Magnoliopsida; Brassicales; Brassicaceae. The record is from the annotation of a GenBank genome assembly.
AUGAGCCUAAGUUUCGAUCUCAACGAUCUGGAGGUGUUGACAACGAAUGCGAAGCAAAUACAAGACAAACUACUAGAGGAUAUACUCACACUUAAUGCCAACACAGAGUACCUCCGUCAGUUUCUUCAUGGAAGCUCUGAUAAAGAGUUAUUUAAGAAGAAUGUACCGGUUGUGAGGCAUGAUGAUGUUAAGCCUUAUAUUGAACGUGUCGCGAAUGGAGAGCCUUCCGAUGUUAUUUCAGGAAAACCCAUUACGCAAUUUCUCCUGAGCUCCGGAACUUCUGGUGGGAAGCCAAAGAUCUUUCCUAUUAACAACAAGUACUUUGAGGACAUGACAUUUAUCUAUGCUCAAUCCUCAUCCAUAAUAUCAAAGCAUAUCGAUGGUGUCCAAGAAGGAAAGGCGAUGAUGUUUAAAUUUUCUAGAGCCCCUUCUACAACCCCCUCUGGCUUGCCAGUUUCUAGCGUAACGGGGAGCUAUUUAACGGGUGAAUAUUUCAGGAACCGGCCAUCAAAUCACUUUACAAGCCCUGAUGAAGUGACCUUAUGUCCAGAUAACAAGCAAGCCAUGUACUGCCAUCUUCUCUGUGGUCUUGUUCGGAGAGACGAAUUUGUGAGUGUGGCUGCUACCUUUGCUUCUACUUUGAUUGGAGCAAUCACUGUUCUUGAGACUCACUGGAAAGAGUUGUGUAGUAAUAUCCGAUCUGGCCAUGUUAGCGAGUGGAUCACUGAUUUUGCCUGCAGAGACGUUGUUACUAACAUCCUUGGAGGUCCUAAUCUAGAAUUAGCAGAUCUCAUUGAAGAAGAAUGCCGCGAAGAAUCGUGGAAAGGUAUAAUCACACGACUUUGGCCCAAAACAAAAUUUAUUCAAAGCGUUCUUACAGGACAAUUUGCUCAAUACAUUCCAACGUUGGAGUUUUACUCCAACAAAGUGCCAUUGAUAUCCAUGGUUUACGCGUCUUCUGAAACAAUUUUUGGGGUGAAUGUGAAUCCCUUAUGCAAGCCACAAGACGUAUCCUACACUUUUAUGCCCAAUAUGUCCUACUUUGAGUUCCAACCUGCUGAUGAAGGAAACAAAGGUGAAAUUGUUGAUCUUGUGGAUGUCAAGAUUGGGUGCUAUUAUGAGCUCUUGAUCACAAAUUAUUUCGGUUUACACAGAUAUAGGAUGGGAGAUAUUGUACAAGUGUCUGGAUUCCACAACAAUGCACCUCAAUUUAGAUUCGCACGCAGGAAAAAUUUGGUGCUUAGCGUAAACGUGGAAGCAACAACUGAAGAAGACAUUUUAAAGGCUUUGAAUCAUGCGACAGACCACCUUAAAUCUUCAGAUUUAAUAUUGAUGGGAUUCACUUCUUAUGCUGAUAUCUCCAAUCUUCCAGGCCACUAUGUUUUUUAUUGGGAACUCAAGUCCAACAAAGUUAAUGGGGUUGUUAAACUUGAUAACAAGGUUAUGGUGGAAUGUUGUCGUGUAAUAGAGGAGUCAUUUAAUUAUAUUUAUCGAGAGGUAAGGACAAAAGAUAAAGCUAUUGGAGCCCUAGAGAUAAGAGUGGUGAAACAAGGAACAUUUGAUUCUCUCAUGGAGUUUUUCAUCUCUCAAGGGGCUUCGGCAUCUCAAUACAAGACACCUAUGUGCAUAAACUCUUCCGAAGCUUUAGAGGUUCUUGAAAAUAGUGUUCGUGCUCGCUUUUUCAGUGACAAGUUGCCACCACUCUGA